AAAAGGUUUUUUUUUUGUUGGUGGGCAAAGUCGACUGUGGCGCCGUCGACGAGUCAGCGUCGAACCGGUGUUUCCGACGCAUUCCUGGGCCAAAGAAAGAUACACGUCGUCGCCCCAAAACGCAGCGCCGCGCCGUGCCGUUACGUUCAUCCGUUCCGUUCACAUAAGCAAGCAGCAGCAGCAGCAGCGCAACUCGCGGUCAAAUCCGACACCUCUGCGAAGCCUGCUGCUUGCACUGCCUUUGCACGCGGUUCAUUUCCUUCCAACAACAACAAACUAAUAUUAUUAGUCGAUUCCCUUCAUUCUAGUGCCAAAGGACCUUUGGGCAAAAUCGCGUUUCUUUGCUUGGAAAAAAAAAAAAAAGGAUUGAGCUACGAAUUGCCGCCGUAAGGGAAUCGACGUGCGGUGUCGUCAGUUGUGGUGGUGCGACGUGGGGCGAAAGAAGUGGCGGAUCCUCUCGGGGCGGCGAUUUUUCCGGCGAAGCGGCGGAAUUCGUCCGCACGGCUGGACGGCGGCGCUCGUGUCGCUUCGGUACGCCUCGUCGAUGAGUACGUGCUUUUGGAUGGAUAGCGACGCACAUACUGCAUAGGUGGCGUUUGUGUGCCGUGAAUCAGGGAACGUCCUGAAAUUUGUAUACCAAUGUCAUGGCAAAUCGUGAAAAGAAACUAACCGCAGGCAGAAAGCAAACAUCUGCCUCACCUAUACAAUUGAAGGAAGAAGCCGAAGAAGAAACGUCCUCACCAUUAUCGAAGGGUCAGGAAAAGGAGGAGACGCCCGGUACGUCGUCUUCGUCGUCGGCAGUGCAGCAAACCCCGAGACUGGUAAACAAAAAGGCGGCUCUGAAGCGUAAAGACACUAGAAAGAUUAAGAAGAAGACGUUCAAGAUCAGCUUGAAAGCUAAGACGAAGAACAGUAAAUUCGCUAAGCUCGCAGUUAUUGCUAAGGGUGGUAAAGGCGUGAAUGUGAAGAAGCUGAAUAACGGCGUUGCGAAGACGAAGAUCAUAAGGAAACGGGGAACGUCGAAGAGUAAUGAUCAGCCGCCCGUUCUGGAGCCGAUCUACACGCAAGUGAAUAAAUCUGGAAAGAAGAGGGCUCCGGUGUUGAGGAGCGAAGGACCUUCAACAGUAUCGGAGACAAUUGAGUCUAUAGUUACACAAUUCAGCGGCAGCACAAGGAGAAGAGCGCAGUGCAAAACAAUGAAGAAGGACAGUUUAGAUACGGUGUCAGAGUGCAUCGAGGACGUCGUGAAUGAUGCGACUUACAUCAAAGAGGAGGACAUCAAAAAGGAGAUCGACGAAGAUCUGACGAAGACCCCGCCGAAGAAAGCGAACCUGAGGAAAUCGAAAAUCGAGAGGAAAGUGAAGAAGGAGAACAUCGAAAACACACUAGGUCCCACCGACAUGUCGGACAGCAACGUGAUAGAUAUGCUCGACCUGAAUGUGCGUAACGUGAAGAGCAAGACGAUCGAGCAGAGGAGACACAGCAUAGAGAAGAUCCAGAUCACAAAUCCCGAUGGUAAAUCGAAUCCGCACACGUCGCUGUUCGGCGGCGCGCCUCGCCGCAGCGUAAGUCCGAAAAUAAAGAGGCCGGCGAAGACGAGAAGUCUGGACGCUAAGAGAGCGAGUCCGUACAAUACACGUCUCGAGCAACCAGCUCGACUGCUCAGGAACGGAAAGCAGAGGAAACUGAAGAAACUGUUGGACGGUUUGGAAGGAAGCGGUGCGAAGAAACGGAUACGCAGCACCGGUUCCGAGCACAGCGGCAGCGAAGUGUCCUUCUUCCAAUUGUCUGGAUGCGAAUCGGACAGCAGUUUCUCGGAUCUUGCCUCGACGCAGGGCUGCGAGAACCGCGACAGUCUGGACAUCAAGGAUAUGCUCAUCAAGAAGGAGAUCCUGGAGACGAUAGAGAACAACGCGCCGGACAUCGUCAACAAGGAGCUGCCGAAUUACACGCAGAUCCUGAAGCGAAGCAUGUCCUCGGAAACCGGUGUUAAAAGUAAAGAGACGAGUGAUGCGAACACGAUAGACACCAACUCUAAUCUCUGCAUUGAGGUGACUAAAGAACAAGCGAGUGUUAAAUCGGAAGUGGCUUCUCCGGAUGAAGCGAAAGUGGCCGAGAAGAACAUAAUCUUAGAUAUAAUGAAGCAGACUUUCAAUGAUGACGUUGUGAAAGACAAAGACGAGACUGAUAAAAGGAAAACGCGUUCGUCGUACAAGAAGACUAGUGCGAAAGAGGCUGACGAAGAGGUCGCAGUUCCGGCGACGUCCUCCGCAAUUGUAUUGAAGGAGAUCGAAAUAAGGGAGAUCGUAGUCACAGAGGACAAAUCUCCGGUCAAUGACGAAGUCAAGAGGACGGAUAUCGAGGUAGAGGAGCAAGAAUUGGAGGAAGUGCCGGAGCUGGUGGUGGAGGAAGAGGACGAAAAUAUGGUUCUCGACGAGAAGGAAACCAAAGAAAACGAAGAAAUGCAAGUCGAGGAAAACGUCGUCGUCGCCACAAUUAGUUCUGCGAAUAGCGAGACCGAGAACAGCGAGGACGUGAAGGCGGAGAUCGUGGAGACUCCUGAGAAUCUGCUGAAGAAGGCGGAAAUACUGAAGGCUCUCGGUCUGCAGAGUUCGCAGGCGGCCGCGGAGAAGGACAAAUCCCGUAAAGUAGUUCCUAAGACAAACGCCUACACGGGUACAUUGAAAACGGUGAUAAAAUUGAAUAGGUGCGAGAAGAAGAAGCGGAAUUCCCUGAAGAUGACGCUCCAGAAGAAGGGAAAAUCCGCUGGCAAGGACGACGAUCUGGUUAAAAGCGUCGAGGACGAGUACAAGAUUAUGAAGGACGGACAUUCCACUUCUUGGAAAUCACAACACGGGGGACAAUCUUCGGAUACAGCUGGUGCGCAGCGCAAAUCACACUAUAUUAAUCGCUCUAACAUGGAUGGUAGCAGCGAGCACACAUCGGAUGGAGAUAAUCCGGUCAACGAGGAUGACGCCACGAAGAGUUUGGUCAUACCGGAGAAGGCGAGUUCGUUCAGCAUCCAUCCCGACAGGCUGUGCAAGGACGAGUGUUCGUAUUGUUUCGGAAAGUUUGGCCUGUUCGAUACUCCGUGCCACAUCGCCCAGAUGAAGAGCAUAGAUAGGCAGAACAAGAUAUUAUCAACGGAGAAACACUUGACGAGAGAUUCGUGUCUGUGCGACGCUUGCUACAGGCAUGUAGAUAGGAAGUCGAAUAUGCCGUCCUACGGUGGUAACAAAGCGAUUAAACGGAAGAUGCCUUUGGUGGCGCCUGGGCCGAAGCAGAAUCAUUGCCACGUUUUGGGUUGCGGAAGGAUCUCCACGAAGAUCCUGCGCAGGAAAUGGUUGAUGAAGAUGAAGAAGUCCGUGUGUCAAGUGAUUGACAUCGAUUUGAAUAAUUUGGGGUUGCAUUCGAUUCCAAUUUGCGAGGAUCAUUACUCUGCGAUUGCCCAUCUGAUGGAUUGCGCGAUGUGCAAGAGACGUCUCGCACGUAACCACAUCCAUUAUUUAGGAGCCGAAGCCAACGAGGUGAACGGCGCGCUGACGGAGAUCGGAAUUCCGGUCAAUCUCAACGACAGACUCGUCUGCAAAUUGUGUCGGUACUUUGCGACUCUGAUCCUGAAAGCGGAGGACGAAAGACCGGAGAAUAGUCAAAACUUUUACACUGAAUAUAAACGCAGGUUGCUGCAUUUCCAUAAUAUCGAGUUAAUGGAUGAUGCGCAGGCGGAGGAGCCGAUUCCCGCGCCGACGAAGGAGAAGAACGACGCGAAGAAACGGAAGAUUAUGAGUAAAAGUGAUAACAGCAGCAACUCGGAGCCUCCGGUGUUGGAGCCGCAGGUGGUGCUCGGUAUUGGAAAGGAAUCAUCCUCCUCAGGAUCGCUGGUGAUGGCCGGCGAGUCCCGUCCAGACAGUCCGAACGAUUACAUGGUGGACUACAAUACGCUUAUACCGAAUAUCGCGUUGGAGUGCGGCGGCAACGAUCUGCAGGUGACGCGCAAGGAAGUGCCCAAAACGAACAGCAGCAUCUCGAUAAAGCGGAUCAGUGGUAAAUCGAUGGAGAGUGCGAUGGACAAGUCAAAGUCGAAGAAUAAAAGUGAUAUAGCCGUGCAGAGGCUCGGCUCGAACCCGUCGAUCUCCGUUCGCCAGUUGUUCCCCGGCGAAGAGGAACUUCAGCUGAACGCGAUCAUCGAGUUCAACAACGUGAAGGAGAGGACUCCCGAAGGAUGGGAGAAGUGCGUUUCCACCAUACAAUACGAUCCGGACAUCAAGAUGCUGUGGCAGGAAUUGCAGAAACCGUACGGCAACCAGAGCAGUUUCCUGCGGCAUCUCAUCCUGCUGGAGAAGUACUUCCGCAACGGCGAUCUCCUGCUGUCACCUACAGCGAGUCAUCACUCUGUGAACUACACGGAGUCCGUCCAGAACAGACUCAGGGCUUACGACAACAUUCGCACCGUCAAUCCUCAACCGCUUCCCACUUCGAAACCCACGAAGAAGUACUCGUUACCUGCCGAACCGACGAUCACGUCGCCUGUGAAGAUACCAACGCCGCCUCCGCCUCCACCACCUACGUCCGAUCAACCAUCGCAACCAGCGAAACAACCUCUGAUUCAAUUGGACGCUCCAAGCAGCGGCUUCCUGGUUCCCAGUACGGCGGCGCAGAGCGCUCUCACGAUUGCACCCUCGACAUCGGUGGUGGCCACAACGCAGAGUCGACCUAAGCUACCUCCCGGUUUGAUAUCGCUGCAGCCGGGCACGAAGAUCCCGGUGAACAGCUCCCGCCAGAAGAUCAAGUUCCCCAUUAUGAAGGACUGGCGUCCGAAUCUGAUUCCGAUCGAUCCCUCGCAAACGUACGAGAAGAAGCCUGGUCUCGUGCAGGUGAUCUCCGGCGGGAAACCCUACCACAUAGCGCUCGAGGACUACAAGAAGAUGUGCGCGAUCAAGCACAAAUUCGACUUGCAUCAGAAACGCAAGCACCAGAGACCCACAGGUAACGUGAACUCGCUGCUGAAGAGUUCCCCAGCUCGCAAGAGUCUCAUCAUCACCAAAGCUAGUCCACCCAAAGCCGAAGUCGGUUCUGAUCAGGAGUCGGAGAACGGACUUCACGUCGAGGCGAAGCUCGGAGCGGCGGGUGGAAGCGACAUGCCCAAAAUACCCAAAAGUCUGACAGUGAUACCUCAAACAGUUACUAAAAGGGUAUUGCGGCCUUCGAGUCCAGCUCUACUCAACAAGAGCAAACCGAAUUCAUGAUUAUUCCAAACGCUGUAUACGUACUGAAUACAUAUACAAAACAAGCAACAAAAACUCUCGGUAUAAUCAAAGAAAAAAAAUAGAUACGAAGAAGUAAAGGAAUAGAAGAAG
This is a messenger RNA of Nicrophorus vespilloides, 5357 nucleotides long. RefSeq lists its product as uncharacterized. The transcript is spliced from 7 exons. Bases 645 to 5246 code for a protein of 1533 amino acids. The record is from RefSeq and is a predicted model, not a curated record. NCBI's taxonomy places the organism in Eukaryota, Metazoa, Arthropoda, Insecta, Coleoptera, Silphidae.